GGGCAGUUGGUCUCUGCCCUCAGUCAGUCGGGUAGUCAGUGACAGUGCGCGCGGAGCAGCCGUACAGGAGGCGGCAGCGGCGAACUAGUUGGGGGGGAUCCGCAGACAGCAGGCAGGCAGUGGGGGGCACAUGAACCCAGGUGAGCGGGCAGGCAGGCAGGCAGGCGCCUGAGUGACACACACGGCCGGCAUUUGCCCGCUGCCCUGCACUGAUGGACUGCGGAGGGCUCGCUGUGCUGCUGGGGGAGAGAUGAAGUGACAGUCCCCACCGUCGGCCCUGCUCAUCGGACAGGACCAGCCCGGACAACUGAACAGUUUGAGUGUUAAAAAGUCUUGAGGAGCAUCAUCCACAGCCAGCAGUAUGUCGACUGUACAGACCACGGUGUCUGAUCUCCGCACUAGGGCUGGGGGCUAUGAGAAGACUGAUGAUGUUUCUGAAAAGACCUCACUGGCUGAUCAAGAAGAAAUGAGAACUAUUUUUAUCAACCAGCCCCAGCUUACAAAAUACUGCAACAACCAUGUCAGCACUGCAAAGUACAAUGCCAUCACGUUUCUGCCAAGAUUUCUCUACUCUCAGUUCAGAAGAGCAGCCAACUCGUUUUUCCUGUUCAUUGCCCUGCUCCAGCAAAUCCCAGACGUGUCACCUACAGGGCGUUAUACAACAUUGGUUCCACUGUUGUUCAUUUUGGCGGUAGCUGCAAUCAAGGAAAUCAUAGAAGAUUUUAAACGGCACAAAGCUGACAAUUACGUGAACAAGAAGAUAACACAUGUUUUGCGGAACGGGGCCUGGGAGAUCGUACACUGGGAAAAGGCAAAUGUUGGAGAUAUAGUUAAAAUAACUGGCACAGAGUAUAUACCCGCUGACAUUAUACUUCUCUCAUCAAGCGAGCCACAAGCGAUGUGCUACAUUGAAACAUCAAAUCUAGAUGGGGAAACGAAUCUAAAGAUCCGUCAGGGCCUGUCGCUGACUUCAGACAUGAAAGACAUAGAUACAUUGAUGAGCUUAUCUGGCAGAAUCGAAUGUGAAAGCCCAAACAGGCAUCUCUAUGAUUUCAAUGGGAACAUUAGGCUGGAUGGACAUGGUACUGUCCCGCUUGGUCCAGACCAGAUCCUUCUGAGAGGAGCUCAGCUGAGGAACACUCAGUGGGUGCAUGGAAUAGUUGUCUACACAGGUCAUGACACGAAGCUCAUGCAGAAUUCAACGAGACCUCCGCUGAAGCUGUCCAACGUGGAACGGAUAACCAACAUGCAGAUCCUGCUUCUCUUCGGCACUCUCAUCGCCAUCUCCUUAGUCUGCUCCAUUGGAUCUUCUAUAUGGAAUUUGCAGCAUGAGCAGAAGGACUGGUAUCUCAAUCUGAACUAUGGUGGAGCUAACAACUUUGGACUGAAUUUUUUAACGUUCAUCAUUCUCUUCAACAAUCUCAUACCCAUCAGUUUGCUGGUGACUCUGGAAGUGGUGAAAUUUAUACAAGCAUACUUCAUAAACUGGGAUGUAGACAUGCACUAUGAACCAACAGACACCUCUGCCGUAGCCAGAACAUCUAACCUCAAUGAGGAAUUAGGACAGGUAAAAUACAUAUUUUCGGAUAAAACUGGGACCCUGACCUGCAAUGUAAUGCAGUUUAAGAAGUGCAGUAUAGCAGGAAAUGCCUAUGGUCACUGUCCAGAGCCAGAGGACAAUAGAUAUUGUGAAGAUAGUUGGAUUGAACCAAAGAGUGACGACGGCCAAGGCUUUGAUGACACCACCCUUCUGGAAAAUCUUGAAAAUAACCACCCCACUGCCCCUGUGAUAUGCGAGUUUCUUACAAUGAUGGCAAUCUGUCAUACUACUGUUCCAGAACGUGAUGGAGAUCAGAUCAUCUAUCAGGCAUCAUCUCCUGACGAAGGGGCACUGGUAAGAGCAGCAAAGCAACUGCGUUUUGUCUUUACUGGAAGAACUCCUGAUUCUGUAAUCAUAGAAUCGCUUGGUCAGGAGGAAAAGUUCGAUUUGCUAAAUGUGCUGGAAUUUACAAGUAAUCGAAAACGUAUGUCUGUGAUCGUCCGUAACUCAUCUGGGAAACUGAGAUUGUACUGCAAGGGGGCUGAUACAGUAAUUUAUGACCGUCUGGCUGAAACAUCAAAGUACAAAGAAAUUACACUAAAACAUCUGGAGCAGUUUGCUACAGAAGGUCUGAGGACUCUCUGCUUUGCUGUGGCUGCUAUCCCCGACAGUGUGUAUGAAGAAUGGCUGGAUGUGUACCACAGAGCCUCCACCUCCAUACAGAACAGAGCUCUGAAACUGGAAGAGUGCUAUGAGCUGAUUGAGAAGAACCUUCAUUUACUGGGAGCCACAGCCAUUGAGGACAAGCUCCAAGACAAUGUACCAGAAACCAUUGAGACACUAAUAAAAGCAGACAUCAGAAUUUGGAUUCUAACGGGAGAUAAGCAGGAAACUGCCAUCAAUAUUGGACAUUCAUGCAGACUGCUGACCAAAAAUAUGGGCUUAAUUGUUAUAAAUGAAGGAUCACUUGAUGCAACUCGUGAGCUUUUAAGUCAUCACUGUAGCACUCUUGGCGAUUUACUCAGAAAGGAGAAUGACUUCGCUUUAAUAAUCGAUGGCAAGUCUCUGAAGUAUGCUUUGACGUUUGGCGUAAGACAGUAUUUCCUCGAUCUUGCACUGUCAUGUAAAGCUGUGAUAUGUUGCAGGGUGUCUCCUCUUCAGAAAUCCGAGGUGGUGGAUAUGGUGAAAAAGCAAGUGAAAGUCAUCACCCUAGCUAUCGGCGAUGGAGCAAAUGAUGUCAGCAUGAUCCAGACUGCGCACGUUGGUGUUGGUAUUAGUGGUAAUGAGGGACUUCAGGCUGCAAACUCUUCCGAUUACUCCAUCGCGCAGUUUAAAUAUUUGAAAAACUUAUUACUGGUCCAUGGUGCAUGGAACUACAACAGAGUCUCCAAGUGCAUUUUGUACUGUUUUUAUAAGAACAUUGUACUUUAUAUUAUUGAGAUUUGGUUUGCCUUUAUGAAUGGAUUUUCUGGACAGAUUCUCUUUGAAAGAUGGUGUAUUGGUCUGUACAAUGUGAUGUUCACAGCACUCCCGCCUCUGACUCUUGGAAUAUUUGAGAGAACCUGCCGCAAAGAGAACAUGUUGAAGUAUCCAGAAUUGUACAAGACGUCACAAAAAGCGCUAGAUUUCAAUACAAAAGUUUUUUGGGUUCAUUGCUUGAAUGGUCUUUUCCAUAGUGUUAUCCUGUUUUGGUUCCCAUUGAAAGCUCUGCAGCAUGAUAAUGUGUUUGCUAAUGGGAAAACAUCAGACUACCUUUUAUUGGGAAAUAUUGUAUAUACCUUUGUGGUGAUAACGGUCUGCCUGAAAGCAGGAUUAGAAACAUCACAUUGGACCAUGUUCAGUCAUGUGGCUAUUUGGGGAAGUAUUGUGCUGUGGAUUGUUUUCUUUGGAAUCUACUCUUCUUUGUGGCCAGCAAUUCCUCUAGCACCUGACAUGUCAGGAGAGGCAGAUAUGAUGUUCAGCUCUGGUGUCUUCUGGAUGGGGCUUUUAUUUAUUCCUGUGACAUCUUUAAUUUUUGAUGUAUUUUAUAAAGCUGUCCAAAAAACAAGCUUUAAGAAUUUGGUUGAUGAGGUUCAGGAACUGGAAGCAAAGUCCCAAGAUCCUGGAUCUGUUGUACAUGGGAAAAGUUUAACAGAGAGAGCACAACUGCUGAAAAACGUCUUCAAGAAAAAUACAGUCAACAUGUACCGUUCAGAGUCUGUUCAACAGAACCUGCUCCAUGGAUAUGCUUUCUCUCAAGAUGAAAACGGAAUUGUUUCACAGUCUGAAGUGAUCAGAGCAUAUGACACCACGAAGCAGAAAGCAGAAGACUGGUGAAAUGAAAUCUAUCCAUCUGUCCCUUGUAGACAAUAACCAUGAAAUAUCAAAACUUUUCUUCAGGUUUCAAAUAGAUCUGUGGUGUAAAAAUGUCUCACAGCUGAAAAAAGAAACAACAUUAAAAUAAGUUGUUCAUUUCUAACAAA
Messenger RNA from Pseudophryne corroboree (corroboree frog), 4002 nucleotides. RefSeq names its product ATPase phospholipid transporting 8A1 (gene ATP8A1). NCBI's taxonomy places the organism in Eukaryota, Metazoa, Chordata, Amphibia, Anura, Myobatrachidae. Gene Ontology annotation, molecular function: magnesium ion binding; ATPase-coupled intramembrane lipid carrier activity; ATP binding. Gene Ontology annotation, biological process: phospholipid translocation. The transcript has 38 exons. Gene Ontology annotation, cellular component: plasma membrane. Bases 362 to 3856 code for a protein of 1164 amino acids. The record is from RefSeq and is a predicted model, not a curated record.